AUGGGUGGACUUGAAGCCAUACACAAAUAUGUAGCUGUUCUUGCCAUACUAGUCGCUUUCCCUGAGUUUCUUAUAACUCAGGGAAGGCAGAUAAAGUCACUGAACCAACAUUUGACGAGCAAAGAUACUACGUUGUUUGAUAUUAACGUUACUACAUCAGCAGAGAAGGUUGUUGACUCAUCCACAACACCGAAUCAACACAUGAAUGCUGUCUCUGAAGAGUCAAAUAGAGAUCAUGUAAGUGCUUAUCGACCAACAAAUCCAGGAACCAGUCCUGGGGUUGGUCAUCGGAAAUUUGGAGAGGAAACUAAAGAUAUAAAAGCAAAGGUGGUUGUUCAGAGUCCUCCAAACGGUGAAUAUUCUUUGGCUGAAGGGUCCAAAACCGAUUUCCGACCUACAGACCCAGGUCACAGCCCUGGGGUAGGGCACUCUGCUCAUCAAAACAAGAAUAAUGGAGAGGUAGGACGUGUACAGAAUUAA
Molecule: messenger RNA, 480 nt
Organism: Neltuma alba
Lineage: Eukaryota; Viridiplantae; Streptophyta; Magnoliopsida; Fabales; Fabaceae
Product: precursor of CEP9-like
Exons: 1
Coding region: 1-480 (159 amino acids)
Biological process (GO): nitrate import; regulation of leaf morphogenesis; root development
Cellular component (GO): extracellular region
Molecular function (GO): hormone activity
Source: RefSeq, a predicted model, not a curated record